This is a messenger RNA of Notolabrus celidotus (New Zealand spotty), 1913 nucleotides long. RefSeq names its product grass carp reovirus (GCRV)-induced gene 2e (gene gig2e). The transcript has 5 exons. Gene Ontology annotation, molecular function: NAD+ poly-ADP-ribosyltransferase activity. Lineage: Eukaryota; Metazoa; Chordata; Actinopteri; Labriformes; Labridae. Gene Ontology annotation, cellular component: cytoplasm. The record is from RefSeq and is a predicted model, not a curated record.
UCUUGAGUCCACUUCCUGUUUCCUCUCAGUGUAAAAGAGUUUCAAAGACGCUCCGGCUUCUUUAAACUUUCAGUUUCAUUUCACUUUAAAUCAGCAGCAGGGAAACAGCUGAUCUGAAUCAGGUGUGUCAACAUUCAGGACAUGAGUCAGAAACCAAACAAACAAACAAACAGAUCAAACAUUAACUCAAACACGCUGCAAACAUAGAAGCUGUCCCUUCAGUUUCUGUUUUCUCCUUCAGCUGAAUAAAGAAGAGGAGAGUUUUACCCGAAGGAUGAGAGAAUACUUCACUGAUUCACGGGAGAGAUUCAGUUGUUGCAGCAAAUUUAGCAGUGAUAGUGACACCAACAUGUCUUACCAGUGGGCUGAAGAUGACGGCGAUAUACCCCGCGGGGUAGGUCGACUGGGUCGCUCUGAGCCAGUCAGCGGUGGAAGGUACAUCAUGUACCACGGCACCCACAGGCAGCAUGCUCAGUCCAUUGUGGAUUCAGGAUUUGAUCAGUCUUCAGAUGGGAUGCUCGGUCCUGGCGUGUACCUCAGCAGAGACCUGGAGAAAGCUAGACGCUAUCCUAUGGAUUGUCCUGAGCAUAAAAGGGUUGUGUUCAAGGUCCUGGUUGACGUGGGGAAAGUGAUCGCGAUCAGAAAGAAAGACAACCCUCGGAGGAAGACCUGGCAUGAUUAUGGAUAUGACACGGCCUGGGUGCCACCUAACUGUGGAAUGGUUCCAAGUGGUUUGGAGGAGGAUUGUGUCUGGGAUCCAAAGCGAAUCAAGAUCAUGGAAGUCAUCAAGCCACAUGACGGUGAUAUACCCUAUGGGGUCGUUUGACUGGGUGUUGAGCAGCCUGUCAGUGGUAAACAGUACGUCAUGUACCAUGGCACCACCAGCAAGGCUGCUCAGUCCAUCCGGUCAUCAGGAUUUCAACAGUCUUCAGGCGGGAUGCUCGGACGUGGCGUUUACCUGAGCAGAGACCUGAAUAAAGCUAGUCGCUAUCCUAUUGAUCAUCCUGAGCAUGAUAGGGUUGUGUUCAAGGUCCAGGUCAACGUGGGGAAAGUGAUCGCCAUCAAUAAAAAAGGCCACCCUCAUAGGAAGACCUGGCAUGAUUAUGGAUUUGAUACUGCUUGGGUGCCACCUCACUGUGGAAUGGUUCCAAGUGGUUUGGAGGAGGAUUGUGUCUGGGAUCCUGAUCAAAUCCAGAUCAUCAAUGUCAUCAAGCCACGUCGCACACCCGAUACCCUUAGAACGGGACACUGGAUUGGGUGUCAUCGCAGCCGCAUUUGGGUGAAACGAAAUGAUAGUGACACCAACAUGUCUUACCAGUGGGCUGAAGAUGACGGUGAUAUACCCUAUGGGGUCGUUCGACUGGGUGUUGAUCAGCCUGUCAAUGAUAAACAGUACGUCAUGUACCAUGGCACCACCAGCAAGGCUGCUCAGUCCAUCCGGUCAUCAGGAUUUCAACAGUCUUCAGGCGGGAUGCUCGGUCCUGGCGUGUACCUGAGCAGAGACCUGGAGAAAGCUAGUCGCUAUCCUAUUGAUUGUCCUGAGAAGGACAGGGUUGUCAUCAGGGUCCAGGUCAACGUGGGGAAAGUGAUCGCCAUCAAUUAUCAAGGCCACCCACGUCAGAAGACCUGGCAUGAUUAUGGAUAUGACACGGCUUGGGUGCCACCUCACUGUGGAAUGGUAUCAAGUGGUUUGGAGGAGGAUUGUGUCUGGGAUCCAAAGCGAAUCCGGAUCCUUAAUACCAUCAAACCAAUUAAAAGGCCUUCCCAUGGCCAAGUCCAGUGCCCAGGUGGAUGGGGUGCACAAGGCUACAUGUGAGCUCCAGGAGCUGUAACCAAUUAUUUUUGUAUCUUCAAAUGUAUUUUUAUAUAUUUGUACGAGUUGAUUACAAAAUAAAGUGGUCUUAUUAACUUUG